Molecule: messenger RNA, 561 nt
Organism: Linderina pennispora
Lineage: Eukaryota; Fungi; Kickxellomycota; Kickxellomycetes; Kickxellales; Kickxellaceae
Exons: 1
Coding region: 192-479 (95 amino acids)
Source: RefSeq, a predicted model, not a curated record
GAUCGCUACCGCACCCAACUAGAGCCAAACCGAUUUUAUUACAGCUUUUUUAUUCACCUAAAGGUCGGAACUACUGUGUUGUCUGCGUGUGAUGACCCAGUGCUCUCAGCCCAUUCUGGACGCGUGUGGGUGCUUUAGCGGACCGCCCUAUGCUAGUUUGAUUUUGCACGCGCUCGUGAGUGCCGUAGACCAUGGGGACCGCGCCAACGUCGCGGUCUUUACCGAUAUCUGAGGUUCGUUCUAUAUGCACACAUCCGCCGAUCCCCGACGGCCUCUCAAUGUCUCCUGGCACCACCAAUGCUAGCAUUCGGGUGGAUCUCUGGCUCGAUAUAUUUGGAACUAUUCAACUGAUAGCACUCGUCGUGGGAGGACCUGUUGUGCUGCUCCUCGGGCUUCUUGGGGUGAUGCUUGUGGAUGAUGUCCUGAAGGUCCUUUUCGAGCAUCUUGAUAGGAUUUCCGUGAACCAUGGUAGAGCCUGACAAAAAAGCAGUGUAGUACAUGUGAGAAAUUGACGCGAAAAUACAGAAAUGCAGGCGAUAGGCUGGCCGCUUUAUAGCCAGC